GUAUGAGGAGAAAGGCGAGCAGACCAAUAUCAGCAUCAAAGACAUUACACAAAAAUAGGGAUAUUGGUGGUUGUAUGAUUCUUGGGGUUAUAUAAGCAGCUCUCCUCGUCAUCUUUGUGUUGUAGUGUCGAUAGAAUUGAGCAUCGUGUAGUGUCUUUAAGACAGUCAGCACAUUCGCUUAGAGUGAUGUCAAACUUAUUAAGAACAGUCUCGGCUGGGGCUAGGUAUCCCUAUAGGUAUGUGGUGAACACAAGCCGAAACUUCUCAAGGACUUUACCAAGGAGUGAGAAACCAACAGUUCCAUCAGAGGCAGUUACAGAACAGAAUGCUACGUCUUUGCACCGUAAGUUUGUUACAGUGAUACAUAUAACAGAUAAAAACAACACCUACACAUUGAUAUUUGUGGAGACUUCAAACUACAAGCACCGUGUCGAAAAAAUGACUUAUGUGGUGAAGCCAUACCAGAAAUAUGCUUUGGUAUGGUCUGGGACAUACAAGUCAGUCGCUGAUGUCCCGGAGAGAGUUUCACAUGGAGUGAUAGACUCAGCUCUCAACAAGGUUCGCGUCAAGAUUGCAGUCUACAUGAUGAUUGCGACAGCUCUUCUGGCUGGGGCUGCAGUGUACAGUGGUAAAAAAGCUGCUCAGAGGGGUGAUAGUCUUGCUGUUCGAGGUUUGGCGUACCACGCAAAACUACAUGAGGAGGCAGCUAAAGAGAAGGAAGCAGCUAUUGCCAAGUCUGCUCAGUGAUGUGUUACAAUGCUGAAGCAGUGUUAAGGUUUUGUAAUAGCAGUGUUUUAACUGUGCUACUUGUACAGUGGGCGCAUUGCAGUCAAUAAUAAAAUGGGAUGGAUGGCCUAGUGGGUACAGCACACUGUUCUUUUCUGAAUGUAGUUUAGUGUGUUAAGAAUAGUGGGUUAAUUAAACAGUUUCUAUAAAUUCUGUGCAGUUACAGAUCAGUACAGUAUGGAUGCCACUCCCCUCCUCCCCUUUUAUUUUAUAUUUGAUUACAAAAUAAUAUAACUUAUGGAUGAAACAUAAAUUAUAAAUUAAGGUCUAUCUACUGGUGUGAUGACAAUGUUCUGCUAGUUUGCAUCAGAUCCUUGUUGAGAACAGGACAGAAUUUAUGCUGCUUCAGUGUCAGUUAUAGUCUUUUCAGCUUUUAUGCCAUAUGGUUUUCUAGUCUAAGUGGUUCUACCUUAAAAAUGCAGGUGCUGUGUUCUUCCAGUUUGGUGGUCUCCUGCAAGACUGCGUGGAAUCACAACCCAGAAGACCACAAUCGAACCUCUUUUUCGGGUAUAUACUGUAGUUCUAGUCUUUGGUCUUUUCUUGUCCAGUGAAGUAAAGGGAUAAAUUUUUGACAUGGGAGCACUCUUAAGGAAGACUUUUUUACAUGCACAAAUUAUAGCUGGCAGAGGGAUCUUAUGGUUUAUAACAUGGGUAGAGUGGGUGCUUGGUGAUCUACAGGUUUAAAAAUUUUAGGGUUUGGUAGAGGUGGAGGCUUUGAUCUGUGUAGUUAGAUCUGACUGGGGAUUGAACACAGACCCUUCCAAUGGAAGUACAGGCUUGUGAAAAUUACCUUCCUCUCAGUUUAUAAUUAUACAUAUAAAUUAAUUUUAAAAAGACUGUAAAAGUACACAGUGCAUUCAUUAGAAGAAAUUAUAAAGUACAUGCACAAAAAAAAUUAACCCAAUAAUGAAUAAUGAAUUCUUUCUGUACAAUAAACAAGCAUUAAAUUCAUAUGCCACUAUUUGUUCUUAAUUGAAUUCAUAUUCAAAUUGGCAAGAAGUGUGCAUUGUAAUAGAGCACUAAAUUAACACAAUAAAAAUCUGAUUUAAACAGUU
Messenger RNA from Zootermopsis nevadensis, 1841 nucleotides. RefSeq names its product UPF0389 protein CG9231. The record is from RefSeq and is a predicted model, not a curated record. NCBI's taxonomy places the organism in Eukaryota, Metazoa, Arthropoda, Insecta, Blattodea, Termopsidae.